GUGUAAAUAUUUCUAUCAUAACUCAGAGCAACAACUCGCUACUUGAACUUCUGCCUCUGCCAAGAACAUGUGAUAUAUACAGAUGUGAAACUCCCACUUUGUCUCAGUUAGCAAGCCUCAGCCAAGCAGAGCAACACCCUGUGGAGCUCAUAGAGCAUACCUGUGUUUGCGGCUGAGUGAGCCACGAUGUGGAUUACAUUUUUUCUAGUUACAAUCUUCUGUUUUUCUAUGUCCCAAGCUGUGGCAGACUACUGUGAAAAUGUUCUCCAGGAGUGCCUAAAAAGGCCCACUGCAUGGACACGUUGUUAUGAGGACAAAAUUAUGACCUGCAAGCCAAGAGGUCGCUUCAUGGCAGGCAUCAGACAACUCAAAGUAGACUCGCUUCAAGAGGUUGAUGUGAGUCCUACACAUGAACAUAGGGUUCACAUCCCAUCAUCAGCUCUCCAGAGAAGCAGAGGAAAUGUGCCUGAGGUGGAGGUCCUGGUGGUGGCCUCUGUAAUAAACAGCAGUCAUUUUAAGCUAAGUCCUCGUUCAAAAGGCAGGCAAAUACAGUUUCACCGCAGAGAAGGCACUGUGUUUAGGGGCUCAGUCCUAUCGGUGAAGGCAGGAACUCUUUCAGUGAAUAACCUCCAGCAACCCAUCAAGUUAAUCUUCAGACAUGACAAAGAGGUGGAAAAUGGGACUUGUGUAUUUUGGGCGGAAUCAGCAAUGGGAAAUGGAACAGGUUAUUGGAGCACUGAAGGCUGUGAAACCAGUAACACAGGAAAUGAAUUUAUUUGCAGCUGCAACCAUCUGAGCUUCUUCGCUGUGCUUGUGAACCCACAAUUAUCAGUGAGUAAAUCUCAUUCGGAGACACUCAGCUACAUCACUUACAUUGGAUCAGCACUCUCCGUUGUCUUCACAUUCAUCAGCUUGAUCAUCUAUAUUUGUCUACAUCGUCGGCGUCCUGAGAAGACAACUAAUCUGCACAUGCAGCUAACAGGAGCAAUGCUCUGCCUCCACCUCAGCUUCCUGCUGUCCUGUUUCUCGGCAUGGCUGCUGAAUGAGGACAGCCCAGUUUGUCUGGUUCUGGGUCUGAUUUUACACUGGUCUCUGCUGGCCACCUUCAGCUGGACUGCUCUGGAGGGGUUCCAUCUCUACCUUCUACUAAGUCGGGUUUUUAACAUCACUUUCAGGAAAUAUCUUCUCAAACUCAGCUUAGUUGGAUGGGGCUUCCCGACACUAGUCGCAGUGAUUUGUGCGAUUUCAGGUGUUUAUGGUAAAUACACCCUGCACAUGCGGGACGCCAAACUCUCCAAUACAACAGCACACAUAUGCUGGAUGAACAGCGAGUUCCCGAAGAAGCACCUUAUAACCAGUUUCAUCACUACAGUGGCCUUUCCUUCCUUGGUGGUGCUGUUUAAUGCCUGUGUUAUGGGACUAGUUGUGUUUAAGCUCUGGGGGAUAAGAAGGGGUAGUGGAGGCUUUGGAAGCAACACUGGCUGGAAAAAGACAAACAAAAACAAAGGCUGGAAUUUAUGGAAGGACUCUGUUAAAGUGUUGGGCCUCAGCCUUGUGCUGGGGUUACCUUGGGGGUUAACCAGCAUCACAUAUGUUUCACUCCCUGGUAUCUAUGUAUUCACAAUAUUCAACUCCUGUCAAGGUAUCUUCAUGUUCCUGUGGUCUUUGGCUUUGACCAGGAAGCCUCAAUCAAACAAUAACUCAUCAACAGACACCUGUCAGAAAAAGCUGACCACCAGUUUAAAUAACAGCUAA
This is a messenger RNA of Maylandia zebra (zebra mbuna), 1755 nucleotides long. RefSeq names its product adhesion G-protein coupled receptor G1. Gene Ontology annotation, biological process: cell surface receptor signaling pathway; adenylate cyclase-activating G protein-coupled receptor signaling pathway. NCBI's taxonomy places the organism in Eukaryota, Metazoa, Chordata, Actinopteri, Cichliformes, Cichlidae. Gene Ontology annotation, cellular component: plasma membrane. Gene Ontology annotation, molecular function: G protein-coupled receptor activity. The record is from RefSeq and is a predicted model, not a curated record.